GCCAAGUAAAAGAUCAAUCUAUUUGGAAAAGAAGGACUUAGUAAUGAAAGAAUAUGUGAAAUAAGAACCGGUUUAUUUAAAUGAGAAAGAAUAAGCGUAGUAGAACUUCGGACUAUUUAGAUGGAAAAAGUCAAGUUUGGCCAGGGAAGUAACAUUGUAUUUCAAUGUGUAUAUGUUAUGUGCUUGUAUAGGUCACGCGCCAUUGUUUGCCUGAUUUAUCUGAUAUGUCCAGUCCGUCUGAUUUGCUUCUGCGGCUAUCUGUUAUUGACGCAUGUGCAGAGAUGCUUGUGAGUAAGCAGAAUGUGUUGUCUGCCGGUGUGGUUUUUGCAGAGAAGUCGUACUUCUUCAGUAGCAUCUAUUUGGGUAUGGUGAAUAACGUAAACAAAACAACAAGGGAUCGGUAUCUCGAGGCCAACAUGCGUGCAUCAGUUGGUUGCAGGUUCUGGCAUUUCCCGAUAUGCCACAAAUCACACUGGACCUUAGUUGUUUAUGACACAGAAGUUGGCAGUUGGAAGCAUUACAAUUCAAUUAGGCCGCGACCCGGGUCGGAAGACACACACUACAACGAGGCAUUGUUGCUGAAAGGAAAUGUGGUUAACUUUGUACGAGAAAAGCAGCUUUCAAGCAGUGGUGCAGACGUGGUGUUAGCGCAGGAUCGGGAUUGUUUGCUGGAAGUAGUAACUGACUCCCCACAACAGCGAUUGGAUUCGCCUGAUUGCGCUAUCAUCGUCUGUUAUGUUAUGCGGCAAUAUGUCCAUCACAACGGGAUCAAGAAAACAAUGGAAGGUACGAACUGCGUGAAAGCACGGGCGACGAUGGUGGAAGCGUUUGUGGAU
This is a messenger RNA of Camellia sinensis, 836 nucleotides long. NCBI's taxonomy places the organism in Eukaryota, Viridiplantae, Streptophyta, Magnoliopsida, Ericales, Theaceae. The record is from RefSeq and is a predicted model, not a curated record.